Molecule: messenger RNA, 978 nt
Organism: Maudiozyma barnettii
Lineage: Eukaryota; Fungi; Ascomycota; Saccharomycetes; Saccharomycetales; Saccharomycetaceae
Exons: 1
Coding region: 1-978 (325 amino acids)
Biological process (GO): Golgi organization
Cellular component (GO): endoplasmic reticulum-Golgi intermediate compartment; membrane; endoplasmic reticulum
Source: RefSeq, a predicted model, not a curated record
AUGUCAUAUAGAGGCCCUGGUGAACAGCCCAUUCCAAGGCAACAAGAAGAACAACCGCUGCAGCAACAGGAGUUUCGUCCAACACCAUUCCAUGUUAGUAACGACAAUAACAACUACGGUCGAAACCAACCAAACCAACCACCAUCUAGUUGGCAUCAUACAUUGAAGAAUGUUGCGGUACAGUUUGAUAAGUAUACUGCUCCUAUUGAGGAUCUUACUACCACCCCAACUGUGAUUGCGGUGAGACCUUUCAUUCCCGGAAUUGCCAGAUUUCUUAUCGUUGCUACUUUCUUAGAGGACUCUUUAAGAAUUGUGACCCAAUGGUCAGACCAAGUGUUUUAUCUGAACCAAUGGAAACAUUACAAUUGGGUUUUUGUCGUGUUUUUCCUUGCCACAGUCUCUUUAUCGAUGUUAAUAGGUACCAUUAUGAUCUUAGCUAGGAAGCACGUCAAUUAUGCAACAGGACUUCUGGUAGGCUGUAUUGUUAUACAAUCAGUAGUUUAUGGUCUCUUUAGUGGUUCUUCAUUUUUGUUACGUAACAUAAGUGUCAUUGGUGGUUUACUAAUCCAAUUUAGUGAUUCCAUUGCACAGAGCAAGACCACAUUUGGUAUGCUACCAGAAUUGACUGAUCGUAAUGCCGUUCACAAGGGUUAUUUGUUAUUGACUGGUCGAAUCCUUAUAGUGUUAAUGUUCAUGGCAUUCACACUUAAGAAAUCAUGGGUUACUGUAUUCAUUACCAUCAUAAACACUGUUGCAUUUGCGAUUGGUUAUAAAACGAAAUUGGCCUCAAUUAUGCUGGUAACCAUCCUGACAUUCUACAAUUUAUACUUGAACAACUACUGGUUUUACAGUGAUGCUCAACGUGACUUCUUAAGAUAUGAAUUCUUUCAGAACUUAAGUAUCAUCGGUGGCCUGUUAUUGGUUACUAACACAGGUGCAGGUACCUUAUCGGUCGACGAGAAGAAGAAAGUGUAUUAA